This is a messenger RNA of Arthroderma uncinatum, 1407 nucleotides long. RefSeq names its product C2H2 type zinc finger domain-containing protein. The record is from RefSeq and is a predicted model, not a curated record. Lineage: Eukaryota; Fungi; Ascomycota; Eurotiomycetes; Onygenales; Arthrodermataceae. The transcript is spliced from 2 exons. The coding region runs from base 1 to 1407 and encodes 468 amino acids.
AUGACGAUGAAUUACGAUUCAGAUGACGCCCGGAACGUCUCUCCGCCUCUCGAAAAACAGAAGAUCAUCUACGAACCGCGCGAGUCCCCGGCCCCCUUCCUCCCGGAUAAAAGUGAAAGCAACAGCCCGGUCGACAAGUCCAGGUCGAGGUCUUAUUCGAACCCGUCAGGUCAAGGACGUGACCCUCCCAAUGAACCCGAGAUUGCCUACAAGUCCAGACAAGCACCGCUGAGGCGGGAUUCCUCUUCUUGUUCCUCCACGGCUUCCGACCACACGAGCGGAGCUGAAGAAGGCAGUGUUCAGGGGCUGGAUAGCGUUGCGGAGGUUGAUAUGAAGAUGCAGAUGCGGAUGAGGAUGCAGAUGCAGAGGCAGAUGCAGCAUGACGGUACGUCGUCAGCUGGAGGAGGCGCAGCUGCCCGGAACAGCAACUUUAGCCAACCACUUCCGCGCCCUGAUAUUUCCAUGACCGAUCCUCCGAAUCCCUCGGCAGAUCCGCCAGUCACCAUGCACUCCUCUGCUAGCUCAAAGGAGGGAGCUCUAAACCCGGUCACCAGCAACAACAACAGCAACAAUAGCAAUAACAACACUACUACUCGCCUACCCUCGGUUGCCCAGAUAAUUUCAAAUCCUACCUCUCAAUCGCCGCUCUCCGCUUCGAUAUUCCAAGACUCGAGACCCAUGCUUGCAACUCCGCCUACUUUCAAGAAACUACAUACUUUCCCGCUAGAGUCUUCACGGGUACAGACCCUACCCGCUCUCAAUUCACCCCCGGCAACAAUCUCCGGAAACUCUCCUGAUGGCAGCAGCGCCGGAUGCCAGAGUCUACCCUCGUUCCGCUCAUCUUUCCCCUGCGAGAUCGUACCGGAGGUGCUCUCCAAGGACCACUUUCUUAAAAAUGGUGUGCCACAGCCGUCAUACCCAGCCGUCACAUCGUCUCCUCGCCAAUCAAAUCACAGCCACUCCCACAGCCACGGCCACAACUCGUCACAAUCACAUAUACGACGACUAUCAGAGCAAUUCUACCCUACACCUCUGCUAUCGUCCACAGCACCGACUCCGGCAUACUCACAGGCGUCUCCUCACAAGGCCUGCGAUAUCUCAAAUGCAUCCACUCCUUCCGCUAUCCACCAACAGCCUCCCUGGCCCGAACGACUAAAAAUGGAAUGUUCCAUGUCCCAGCCCCAUUCUCACUCCCAGUCUUUAUCUCAAUCCUCCUGUGAACCUGGCUCUCAGUACAGUGACACCCCAAGCACAGGCUAUCCUACCCCCACGGACCCAACCAGCCAAGAAAGCGUAGACGCGCACCAUGACCCUUCAACAGGCUCCCUUUCGUCGUCUGGAAUGUUCAAAUGUAACUACCCAGGCUGCGUCGCCCUACCAUUCCAAACCCAAUAUCUUCUCAAGUAA